AGCAUCCGCUCCCACACACCUCCAACCCCCCCUUCCUGUUGCCUGUGCAGCCCGCCUCACAAUGCUCCAGCAGCGGUCGUCACGGCUGCUCUCGUCGCUGUCCCAUUGCGCCCCCCGCGCGCCGGCAGCGCCGCUCAGCGCCGCAUUGCGAUGUCGGACCCAGAGGCCGUACAGCAUCCACGCCGAUGCCUCUGUUGGCGACAAGAUCCAGGGCAUAGAUCCCUCCAAACUCACCAUCGCCCGGACGGCCAAGCCAAAGGACCUGCUGCCGCCCGAGGAGCUCGUCUUUGGCCGCAACUUCUCAGACCACAUGCUCUCGCUCGAAUGGACGGCUACCCAAGGAUGGCUCCCCGCGCGCAUCACGCCCUACCAGAACCUCAGUCUCGAUCCCGCCACGUGCGUCUUCCACUAUGCCUUUGAGUGCUUCGAGGGCAUGAAGGCCUACAAGGACAAGAACGGCAGCAUCCGCCUCUUCAGGCCGGACAAGAACAUGGCCAGGUUGAACAAGUCGUCGGCACGCAUUGCAUUGCCCACCUUUGACCCUGAUGCCCUGACGGAGCUCAUUGGCAAGUUUGUCAAGGAGGACGAGCGCUUCGUUCCCGAUGCGCGCGGAUACUCGCUCUACCUGCGCCCUACCAUGAUUGGCACUCAGCGCACCCUCGGCGUAGGCCCUCCGGCCUCUGCACUGCUCUACGUGAUUGCUUCGCCAGUCGGCCCCUACUAUCCCACGGGCUUCAAGGCCAUUUCGCUCGAGGCUACCGACUACGCCGUGCGUGCAUGGCCCGGAGGUGUCGGAGACAAGAAGCUUGGUGCCAACUACGCCCCUUGCAUCGUGCCACAAAUGCAGGCUGCCAGCCGUGGGUUCCACCAGAACCUGUGGCUGUUUGGCGAGGAGGAAUACAUCACCGAGGUCGGCACCAUGAACCUGUUUGCCGCCCUAAAGAACAAGGAGACGGGCCAGCCCGAGCUGCUCACUGCGCCGCUCGACGGCACCAUUCUCGAGGGCGUCACGCGCGACUCGAUCCUCCAGCUGGCACGGGAGCGACUGGAGCCCAAGGGAUGGAAGGUGACGGAACGCAAGUUCACCAUGAAGGAGGUGGCCGACGCAGCCGACGAGGGCCGCAUGAUGGAGAUCUUUGGCGCGGGGACGGCUGCCAUUGUCGCGCCGGUGCGAAAGAUCAGCUGGAAAGGACGCCUUGUUGACUGUGGGCUCGCGGACCACGUCGAAGCUGGCCCCGUUGCCCAGCAGAUGAAGGAAUGGAUGGAGGCUAUUCAGUAUGGUGACGAGGACCACCCAUGGAGCUACAAGGUCCUCUGAGGAACACGCGUGCGGUGGCGGGCAUGUUCUCUGGAAGCGUGUUUUGCUGCAACAGGCGUGGAAUAGAUAGACACGGUGGAGGGCAUGUUGGUGUCAGUGCCGCGGGCACAGGUAGAGUGGGGCGAAGACGUAGACAAGGCAAUAGAUUUCCCCGCAGGCUCCCGGAGCAUGGCCGCAGCGCUGUCUCGGGCGCAGUUGGAGGCGCCCGGCACGUGUGGACGGCUGCGUGCGUUUGUGAGGCGUGGAUAUACUUGCACAGGCUGGCGGUGGGGUGGAUGCGCGGCGUGCCUGGCGACAUGACGUUGGUGUGGCAUC
Molecule: messenger RNA, 1633 nt
Organism: Exserohilum turcica Et28A
Lineage: Eukaryota; Fungi; Ascomycota; Dothideomycetes; Pleosporales; Pleosporaceae
Exons: 4
Coding region: 62-1318 (418 amino acids)
Biological process (GO): L-valine biosynthetic process; L-leucine biosynthetic process
Cellular component (GO): mitochondrion
Molecular function (GO): branched-chain-amino-acid:2-oxoglutarate transaminase activity
Source: RefSeq, a predicted model, not a curated record